GCGACGGAGGCGGCUGCGGGAGGAUUGUUUGGAGCGGCGGCGAAGCAGGACCGGGACCGGGACCGGGCCUCGGCCCAGGCCCGGGAGUGAUACAGCCGGCCCGGCCUGGCCCGGCCCGACCCGGCCAUGGCGGAGUUCCUGCCGCCUCCCGAGUGCCCCGUGUUCGAGCCCAGCUGGGAGGAGUUCGCCGACCCCUUCGCCUUCAUCCACAAGAUCCGGCCCAUCGCCGAGCAGACGGGCAUCUGCAAGGUGCGGCCGCCGCCGGAUUGGCAACCACCGUUUGCAUGUGACGUUGAUAAACUUCACUUUACUCCACGGAUACAGAGGCUGAACGAAUUGGAGGCUCAGACUCGUGUAAAACUGAAUUUUCUGGACCAGAUUGCAAAGUUUUGGGAGCUCCAAGGAUGUACACUCAAAAUACCACAUGUAGAGAGGAAGAUCUUGGAUUUAUUUCAACUUAAUAGGCUAGUGGCAGAAGAAGGUGGAUUUGAUGUAGUCUGUAAGGAGAGGAAAUGGACCAAAAUAGCCACAAGAAUGGGUUUUGCUCCUGGCAAGGCUGUGGGUUCACACAUCCGUGCACAUUAUGAGCGUAUUCUUUACCCCUACAACUUAUUCCAGUCUGGAGCUAGUCUACUGGCACCUGACAUUUGUUCCAAACUGAUGUGUUUAGUGGAUCAUGCAGUUCUGAAAAAGUGUUUGCAGAAGCCUGACCUCACCAAUGAUACAAAGGACAAGGAAUAUAAACCUCAUGAUAUUCCCCAGAGGCAGUCUGUUCAGCCAUCUGAAACUUGUCCACCUGCACGUCGUGCAAAACGCCUGAGAGCCGAGGCUACUAAUAUCAAAACUGAAUCUGAGACCCCAGGAGCCAGAACUCAUAACUUGAGACGCAGAAUGGGAUGUACACCUUCAAAGUGUGAAAAUGAAAAGGAAAUACACAGCACAGUGAAACAAGAACUUACUGAGAAGAGAGAACACAUUGGAGACGUGGAGAAAGAGAAACCGAAAAGUCGCUCUAAAAAACCCACUAGUUCAGUGGACUUGUAUGUAUGUCUCUUGUGUGGUAGUGGUAAUGAUGAAGACCGUCUUCUGUUGUGUGAUGGCUGUGAUGAUAGUUACCACACUUUUUGUUUAAUUCCACCCCUUCAUGAUGUUCCCAAAGGGGACUGGAGGUGUCCCCAGUGUCUGGCUCAGGAGUGUAAUAAACCUCAAGAAGCAUUUGGUUUUGAACAAGCAGCAAGAGACUACACACUCCGCACAUUUGGAGAGAUGGCAGAUGCAUUCAAGUCGGACUAUUUUAACAUGCCUGUACAUAUGGUUCCUACAGAGCUGGUUGAAAAGGAGUUUUGGCGACUUGUUAGCACCAUUGAAGAGGAUGUCACAGUGGAAUAUGGGGCUGACAUUGCUUCAAAGGAGUUUGGCAGUGGCUUUCCAGUUAGAGAUGGGAAAUUUAAAGUUCGGCCUGAAGAAGAAGAGUAUCUUGACAGUGGCUGGAAUUUGAACAAUAUGCCUGUGAUGGAGCAGUCUGUCCUUGCUCACAUCACUGCAGAUAUAUGUGGAAUGAAAUUACCUUGGCUGUACGUAGGAAUGUGCUUUUCUUCAUUUUGCUGGCAUAUUGAGGACCACUGGAGCUAUUCCAUCAACUACCUGCACUGGGGGGAGCCUAAGACUUGGUAUGGAGCCCCAGGAUAUGCAGCUGAACAACUGGAAGAUGUAAUGAAGAAGUUGGCUCCUGAGCUAUUUGAGUCUCAACCAGAUCUUUUGCACCAACUUGUCACCAUUAUGAACCCAAAUACGCUGAUGGCCCAUGGAGUGCCUGUUUACCGAACCAAUCAGUGUGCUGGGGAGUUUGUGAUUACAUUUCCAAGAGCCUAUCACAGUGGCUUUAACCAGGGUUUCAAUUUUGCUGAAGCUGUUAACUUCUGCACAGUUGACUGGCUGCCAUUAGGUCGUCAAUGUGUGGAACACUAUCGCCUAUUAAACCGCUAUUGUGUAUUUUCUCAUGAUGAGAUGAUAUGUAAAAUGGCUUCCAAAGCAGAUGAUCUUGAUGUUGUGGUAGCAUCUACAGUUCAAAAAGAUAUGUCUAUUAUGAUCGAAGAUGAAAGGGCAUUGCGUGAGGCUGUGCGUAAACUGGGAGUGACUGAGACUGAGAGAGUGGCUUUUGAAAUGUUGCCUGAUGACGAGCGCCAGUGUUUAAAGUGCAAAACCACUUGCUUCAUGUCUGCUGUUUACUGUUCAUGUAAACCUGGUUUACUGGUUUGCCUAUAUCAUGUAGAAGAUCUCUGUUCCUGUCCCACUUAUAAAUAUAAACUGGGCUACCGGUAUACCCUUGAUGAUCUUUACCCAAUGGUGAAUGCACUAAAAUUGCGUGCAGAAUCCUACAAUGAAUGGGCUUCUAAUGUAAAUGAAGCUUUGGAGGCAAAAAUGAAUAAUAAAAGAAGCCUCAUCAGUUUUAAGGCUUUGAUAGAAGAAUCAGAAAUGAAAAAGUUUCCAGAUAAUGAUCUGCUGCGACACCUUAGAUUAGUUACCCAGGAUGCUGACAAAUGUGCCUCAGUUGCACAACAACUUCUUAAUGGCAAAAGACAAACCAGAUAUCGUUCUGGUGGAGGGAAAUCCCAGAAUCAGCUGACUGUGAAUGAACUCCGGUUGUUUGUAAGACAGCUAUAUGCUCUACCCUGUGUCCUCAGUCAGACACCAUUACUGAAGGAUCUUCUUGAUCGUGUGGAAGCUUUCCAACAGCAUAGCCAGAAACUACUUUCUGAAGAAAUACCCAGUGCAGCAGAACUACAGAAGCUCUUAGAUGUCAGUUUUGAGUUUGAUGUUGAUCUUCCACAAUUACCUGAACUGCGGAUACGCCUGGAGCAGGCACGCUGGCUAGAAGAUGUACAACAGGCUUGCGCAGACCAAAGCUCCCUUACUCUUGACGAUAUGAGACGCCUCAUAGACUCGGGUGUUGGAUUGGCUCCUUAUCCAGCAGUUGAGAAAGCAAUGGCUAAGCUGCAAGAACUCCUUACUAUAUCUGAACACUGGGAUGACAAAGCCAGAAAUUUGAUAAAGGCCAGACCGCGGCAGUCACUAAGCAGUCUUGUAGCUGCAGUAAAGGAGAUAGAGGAGAUUCCCGCUUAUCUCCCAAAUGGAAUUGUGCUGAAGGAUGUUGCGCAGAAGGCCAAAGAUUGGCUACAAGAAGUGGAAGCCUUGCAGGGUGGAGGGCGUGUACCAGUACUUGACACGCUUGUGGAGCUUUUGACAAGAGGUCGCUCUAUCCCAGUACAUCUGGACUACUUGCCAAGACUGGAGUCCUUAGUGGCAGAGGUUCAAGCAUGGAAGGAAUGUGCCAGCAAUACGUUUCUGACGGAGAACUCCCCUUAUUCUCUUCUAGAGGUGUUAUGUCCCAGAUGUGAUAUUGGAAUAUCUGGGCUUAAAAAAAAACAGAAGAAAUUAAAGGAGCCAGUACCAAGUGGAAAGAAGAAGGGCACCAAAUUGGAGAGUCUGAGUGACCUAGAAAGAGCUUUAUCUGAGAGUAGGGAUACUGCCUCUGCGAUGGCCACACUUGGUGAAGCCCGUCUGAAGGAGAUGGAAGCACUUCGUUGUCUGAGAGCAGCAAAUGAAGGGAAAGUGCUAGCUACUGAAGAGGAUGGAGAGAUGAAAGUUUGCCUGUGCCAGAAAGAGCCAGUUGCCCCCAUGAUACAGUGUGAACUCUGUAGAGGGUUCUUUCACACCAGCUGUGUUUCAGCACCCAGCAUUUUGCAGGGACCCCAUGUGUGGCUCUGUCCUCACUGCCAUAGAUCAGAAAAGCCACCGUUAGAAAAAAUCCUACCUUUGCUGGCCUCCCUGCAGCGUAUCAGAGUGAGGCUUCCUGAAGGAGAUGCUUUACGGUAUAUGAUAGAGAGAACUGUGAACUGGCAGCAUAGAGCGCAACAAAUGCUAUAUUCAGGGAAUCUAAAACACAUACAAGACAAAGUUGGCUCAGGACUAUUGUACAGCAGAUGGCAAACCACAGCAGGCCAGCUGCCAGAGACAAACAAGGUAUCUCAGACAAUUGGUGCUAUGUCUUUCUCUCUGCCUCAUGACUGGGAUAGCAGAACCAUAUAUUUACAUUCUCCUUUUUCUACAGGACAAAACUGCAUCCCCCUUCAUGUCAUUAGUGCAGAGCUGGAUGAGUUGAUGAUGGAAGCCCAGCUGCUACAGGUUUCGUUACCUGAAAUACAGGAGCUGUACCAGAUCCUAUUCACAAAACAGAGCCCUGUUCUGCAAGCAGAGCAGAAGUCACCAGUAGGACCAUUGAAUGAAAAGAAUGAGUACUGCCGGGGCAGGAGAGAUGGAGUUGGUUAUAUGGAGAGAAAGUUAAAGAGGCGCUUUGAAAGAGAGGGCUUCUGCGAUGGAAAGAGAGCAAGGAUAAAAAAAAUGAAAACCCCCAAAAAGAAGAAACUGAAACUGAAUUACUCGAAGGACCUCACUAACAACAAAUUGGAGAGGGAGAGAGAGAGAGAGCGGCUCAUUGAGGUGCAGCGCUCCAGCGAAAGCCACUUGCUUCCCUCAGAUACAUCAUUCUCAGAGCAGGAAGACUCUGAGGAUGAAGAUGCAAUCUGCCCUGCUAUGAACUGUCUGCAGCCUGAAGGAGAUGAGGUGGAUUGGGUCCAGUGUGAUGGCAGCUGCAACCAGUGGUUCCAUCAGGUGUGUGUGGGUGUCUCUCCAGAGAUGGCAGAGAAGGAAGACUACAUCUGUGUCAGCUGUGCUGGGAAGGACUCUCAACAUCGAAAGUAAAACUCCCCAUAAAUCAUUCAAGACUCUAUUUUAAAGAAGGUUAUGAGAAUUUCUCCAUAAAGCCACAGGGGCUGGUUUAAUAGCCAGGCUGCAAAUGGUGCUACUUCUAUCCUCACGGGAUCAUUUUCCAGAACUCAAUUUUUGACACUUUUUGUACUUUUCUCCCUUGAGCUGUUUGUGAUUGUUGAGGUUUGAAAUGCUGACUGUUUAGCAGGGGUUUCCGCCAAUUUGGAAGGCAUUUGAAACAUGCACCUUUUUAUUGUACAGCAUUAAAUUACCUCUCUCUGGGAUUUACCGGCAUAUUUAAAUCAACUCUGUUUGGGUGCAAAAAACUGCACUAUGAAUUUUCCAAUAAAUCCUCUUUUGAGGAAAUCCCUGUUUACCCUGUUAACUUGUUGGAAACUUUAGGUUUUUUUCACUUUGAUUUUUUUUGUAGACUAGGUUUAUUUAUCUGAGCAAUAACUUCUAUGUCUGGCUUCAGUGACUGGAAUGACAAUUCUGAACAGCGUGUUGGUGCUUUUAGCAUUGGUUAAUGUACAGAACGCAAACGGUUAGGUCCUAGUAUCACUGAUGGAUUAGUGAUUUAGAAGACAGAAAUGGCUCUGUAAAGUAAUUGCCACAGCUGUAUUUUGGCUUUCUUCUCUUUUGGGUAGCUUGUAUCAAAUGUUGCAGUUUAUAUUGUGGAAUAAACCCCUGGUUAUAUUAUAAAACUAAAUGUUGGUGUUUUCAGAGAGCUUAAAAUGCAGCUUCACUUUCAGUUUGGAUUGGUCUUUGCAUUGGUUGGGUUUCACUUGGUCAGAAAAAAAAAUCCAUCUGA
Molecule: messenger RNA, 5578 nt
Organism: Gavialis gangeticus (Gharial)
Lineage: Eukaryota; Metazoa; Chordata; Crocodylia; Gavialidae
Gene: KDM5B
Product: lysine demethylase 5B
Exons: 28
Coding region: 127-4761 (1544 amino acids)
Biological process (GO): chromatin remodeling
Cellular component (GO): nucleus
Molecular function (GO): histone demethylase activity; DNA binding
Source: RefSeq, a predicted model, not a curated record